GCAUCACUGGCUGCCAAGGGUAGCAGCUCCUCGAUACCUUACAUAGACUGCAGCGAUAUAGAUAGCGAAUAUGAUUUGGUCAAAGGUUGCAUCACCACACCUCGCUCCCGCACACAUGACAAUGAUGAGGUUGAGCCAGUCAGGCGUAUAGCAGGAAAAAGUAACGGUUAUGGAAGCAGUCCGCAAAUUGGCAACGGAGCGAUCCGGUCUAGAUUUAGGGAAUCUCCUUUGACCAGCCAUCGGUUGGGUCAGAGUUCAGACACCUUCAAUUGUAGCCAGUCGUCGAAUGGGUCAUUUUGUGGAAACGGAUCACCAAGGGUUCUUCCCUUCAGCAGUACCCUGGUUGACGAAAUGUUUCAAGGUUCAGACAGACACGGGUCCAAGUCACCUACAAGCCACGUUGUAGCUUCCAGGAGUGCAAAUUGCAGCCCAGUGUUGAGUACUUUUCACAAAACCAGCAAUUGUGCAGAGCAGAUUGGCUGUAGUGGUCGUCGCUUUUGGGAUGAUGGUAGCCGUUAUCUUUCCAAAGGCCAGUCUGGGGGAGAGGCCCAACAUUAUGGGAGCUACUCCCCAAUUGUCAGUCGGUCACCGCAUUUGCAAAAACUGCAUAACGGUAUGCGUAACCGCUCCGACACAGACCCCAUGAUUCUGAGCCAACUGAGUUCCACUCCGGCUAAUAAACUACGACCGGAAGGCUCGAGGGCCAAACAUAUGGCUGCCGUAGAGCAGCGUGUUUCUACUAACGGCCAUGGUCAAGCUCCAUCCAACACUUUCCAACAACUCUACGGAAGUCGACUGAGUGCUAAUGACCACAAAAGCCCGGUCCAAAUGAUAGACGGUUCAACUAGCAGUGGAACAGAGUCUAGUGAUACCGAAUCUGAUGCGGGCAGCCAUUCUUACAGUCAGCCUUUGGUGUUUAGUAACCCUGCGGCAGCUGGUUCCUCCCGAAGCAAGUUCUUAUUCGGAAAUUUGGCGGAUAAAGGCCAAGGGAAAGAGGAUGACUAUCUUCAUCCUGUCAAUAAUGAGGAUGGGGCACAAUUCUUUAAUUGCUAGAAAGGAUGGCAGGUGCCUUUGGUUAUUGGUUGAAAGUAGAUGCAUUUUAUCACUUUGCAAGAGUGGCACUAAAUGGAAUUGGCGUCUGUUUGUUUUAGUGGUCAAACGGUAAAGUUACUGACCGUUUUCCGAACAGUGUUUUUCCUUGGUGAUGUAUAAACUACACACUAAACUGAUGAUGUCAUCAUGCAAGUUUUAUGUGUUUUUAUCUUAAAUAUAGGGAAUUUUCAACCAUUAAUCUUAGAAGAUAAACUUGUACCAAUCCAUUCUAGUCAAUAUUCUGGCUAAUACAAUGGUGACCACAAGUUUUGUAAAUACUUUAAAGUAUUGUGUAGCAUUGCUCUCUGUUUAACUUUUGUUUCUAAUGUUUUUCAUUUGGAAGAUUUUCAGAGGGAUAGCUACUGUACAUAAGCUAGUUUACUAAUGUGACUCGACUUUGGUGUCAACUACGAUUGAACAUACUGACUGGUUUUGUGUUGUAAUAGAUGAACUACAGUAAGCUCAUCUUUUGCUCUGUCAUGAGGUUUUGUAGACAAAAGUUGAAAACAACAAGGUUUCCUACCUAGUCUUCCCACGCUUCAGCUGGUUUUAGCUUGGUAAAUGUAGGCUGACAGUAUUUGUUAAUGGUUUAACAGCUAAUGGGUUUUAUUAUUUGUGUGACGUGUUGCGUGUCGAAGGCUUCUAUCCGACCGUGAUGGCUUCACGCAACCUUUUUCAGAUUUUGUUUUUUGCUUGUUGAAGCUUCUACUGGUUUCACUUGGGCGCCAAUCUGAUGGCACUGUCAUGUAUGCUUGCCCAUUUUCCCAGCAUGCAUCACUCCUUUAAACACACAAAAACAUUUACGUUUUGCUUUGCUGCUCAAUUUCCUUUUUCUAAGCAAACUGCCGUAUCUCUGGCACUCCUCGUCAAUGUCAUCUGUUUGCGGCUCAUUGGCGAUGCUUUCUGAACAAUUAACCUGUGCUCGGUUUGCAUUGCUUAUAAGAUCCUCCUGCACAAUGACAGCAUGUGUAUUUCUGGAAUGCUUCACCUUUUUCCUCUUCUCUGGAAGCAUGUUGACCUGUCUUUGUCUCAACAAUUUGCUGCCCUUCCUUUUCAUGUGUGUAAAACUUGGGACUCUUAAAAUGCAGUGGUCUUUUGAAAUGGAAAUAGAUACAGGUGAGCUUUAGACAGACUGUAAGAAGUGUUUUUAUGCGGUUUGGCUGUUUGCUUGCUGUUUAGGGUCCGGAAAAAGUAAACUUUUAAAGACUGGGUUCAAAGUGCAAGUUUUCAAAAACGACUCAAUGUUAACGCGAAUCUGUGAUAACGUCAUUAAUUCAGUUUGUAGGCAUGCGUAAAUAUAACUAUAACAUGAACAGCAGACUAAAGGACUUUGUUCUGCUGAGUUUAUUAACGCUUCUUCAAUAAAGUUUACAAAACUUUUGCAUCUAUAUACUAAAGAAACACUUCGAACAUCGCCAUCUACUGGCCUGGCAUGCAUAAUACAGUUAAUUUAGUCGUUUUUAUAGAUUCAUGUAAACAUGGAUCUUGUUGACAACGUUAUCAUGCAAAAAAUGAAACAUCGUUUUAAUGUAGUAUUUGUUUUUAGGGUGGAAACUUUACAUAAUGUGGCACAUUGAAAGCACAUGGACAUGUUUUUGUGUUACUAUGGUGGU
This is a messenger RNA of Paramisgurnus dabryanus, 2705 nucleotides long. RefSeq lists its product as uncharacterized. The record is from RefSeq and is a predicted model, not a curated record. NCBI's taxonomy places the organism in Eukaryota, Metazoa, Chordata, Actinopteri, Cypriniformes, Cobitidae.